AUGCAGCAUCUGCUACAUGGGACGCUUAGAGUAACAAUAUAUGAAGCUGAUAAGUUGCAAACGGGAUGUAAUUUGGAUUUCUGUGCCAAGGGCACAACACACAAGGGGAAGAGAUUCCUAGCCCAAGUCAAAGGAUGUCUGCUGUGCAGGCCUGAGAUAGUUGGAAGGAGACUAUACGCAACAGUUGAUCUAGACAAAGCAAGAGUUGGAAGAACAAGAAUGAUUGGAAACCAACCUUCACACCCAAAAUGGAAUGAAACUUUUGAAAUUUACUGCGCUCACACCAUCUCUCAAAUUGUCUUCACCGUCAAAGAUGGCAAUCCAAUCGGCGCAACUCUCAUCGGAAGAGCCUUCAUUCGCUCCCAAGAACUCCUUGGAGGCCACAUUGUUAGCCGAUGGCUCGAGAUUCUCGACGACCAAGACCGUCUCCCAGUUCACGGCGCUCGAAUUCGCGUAAGCGUUCAAUUCUUCCCUGUAACUGACUACUCCACCGGGAUAACGCCGUCGUUUAACGGCGUUCCUAGAACAUUCUUCAACAUGAGAAAAGGUUGUAAGGUUACACUAUACCAAGACGCUCAUGUUCUUCCUGGCGCACUACCUUGGAUUCCGUUAACCGUAGGGAGAUACUAUGAUGAGCCUCCACGGUGUUGGGAAGAUAUUUACAAUGCUAUCAGGAAUGCGAAACAUUUGAUUUACAUAACCGGUUGGUCGGUUUAUACCGAGAUAACGUUGGUUAGGGACAAAACGACAGGACCUAGUGUCGUUACGCUUGGGGAGAUUCUUAAGGAGAGAGCGGAGGAGGGUGUUCGAGUUCUUAUGCUUGUUUGGGACGAUAGAUCUUCCGUGCCGCAGUUUAAGAAAGAUGGAUUAAUGGGAACCCACGAUCAAGAAACAGAACAGUAUUUUAGGAAUACUAAGGUGAAAUGUGUUCUUUGUCCGCGAAAUCCUGAUGAUGGGAGAAGCAUUGUUCAGGGGAUUCAGACCUCAACAAUGUUCACCCAUCAUCAGAAAAGCGUGGUUGUUGAUGGCAAUGUCGAAGGGAAUAAUACUAAAAGAGGGAUCAUAAGUUUUAUUGGCGGGAUUGAUCUUUGCGAUGGAAGAUAUGAUACUCAAGAACAUCCUUUGUUUUCGAGUCUAAAUACUGUCCACCGUGAUGACUUCCAUCAACCGAAUUUCCCCGGCGCUUCGAUUAAGAAAGGCGGCCCGAGGGAGCCGUGGCAUGACGUGCAUUGCAAGUUAGAAGGACCGGUUGCUUGGGAUGUGUUGUACAAUUUUGAACAGAGGUGGGAGAAGCAAGUUGGGAAGAAUCAAAACCUGUUAUUCACACUUGAUGAGCUUGAUGAAAUUGUUGUGCAUCCAAGUGAGGCUGCUGCUACAUUGGAAGAAGACAGGGAUUCUUGGAAUGUUCAGUUGUUUAGGUCGAUCGAUGGCGGCGCAGUUUAUGGAUUCCCACAAAACCCUGAAGAAGUUGCUGAAUUAGGCCUUGUUAGUGGCAAAGACAAUGUGAUUGAUAGAAGCAUUCAAGAUGCAUACAUUCAUGCGAUUCGGCGCGCCAAGAAUUUCAUCUACAUUGAGAAUCAGUACUUCCUAGGGAGUUCAUAUGGUUGGAAAUCAACUGAUAUACAAGUUGAGGAUAUUAAUGCCUUGCAUCUUAUACCAAAGGAGCUUUCACUCAAGAUUUGUAAGAGCAUUGAAGCAGGACAAAGGUUUGUUGUGUAUGUUGUGAUUCCGAUGUGGCCGGAAGGUGUGCCUGAAAGUGCUUCAGUUCAGGCAAUUUUGGAUUGGCAGAGAAGGACUAUGGAGAUGAUGUAUAGUGACAUUGCUGAGUCCAUAAAGAAGAAGGGGAUCGAAGCACAUCCUAGGGAUUAUUUGACAUUCUUUUGCCUUGGGAAGAGGGAGCCUAAGAUGGAAGGUGAAUAUGUUCCUACACAACAACCUGAACCUGAUAGUGACUAUAUAAGAGCGCAGAAUGCUAGGAGGUUCAUGAUCUAUGUUCAUUCCAAGAUGAUGAUAGUGGAUGAUGAAUACAUAAUAAUUGGUUCAGCCAACAUAAACCAAAGAUCAAUGGAUGGGGGAAGAGACACAGAGAUAGCAAUGGGAGCAUUCCAACCACACCAAAGAGUGCCACGUGGCAACAAACCAGAGGGCCACGUGCACGCAUUCAGAAGAGCCCUAUGGUACGAACACCUAGGGGACCCACUUGCACUGGACGAGGUUUUCAACCGCCCAGAAAGUGAGGAGUGCGUGAAGCUUGUGAACCAUCUUGCUAAGAAGAAUUGGGAUUUGUACACUCAAGAUGAGUUUGAUGUUAACACACCACUUCAUCACUUGUUGCAGUACCCUGUACACGUGGCAGGUGAUGGUACCAUAACAACGUUGCCUGGCUUUGAAUGUUUUCCGGAUACUAAGGCUCAUGUUCUUGGAUCAAGAUCCGAGUAUCUUCCUUCAAUACUCACCACCUAGGAGCUAGCAACAUUGCUUGCUGGGGACAUUAUAAUGUGUCACAUUUUAGGGCAAUUUACUUAUUUAAAUAAAAUGACAGAAUCCUUUAUCCAAAUGUGCGAAACGGAUUGUUGUUACAUGCAUGUGCAAAAAUCCUAUUCUAUGUAAUCCAUAGCAACCCACCACAAUUUUUGAAUUGUGCAUAAACCGUGGCAGGUUGGGACAGUUUAUGGAGAUACUUAGUUGCUUGUAAACCGUGGGAGGUUCCAGCAGUUUAU
This is a messenger RNA of Arachis stenosperma, 2720 nucleotides long. RefSeq names its product phospholipase D alpha 1-like. Gene Ontology annotation, biological process: phosphatidylcholine metabolic process; phospholipid catabolic process. The record is from RefSeq and is a predicted model, not a curated record. Bases 1 to 2463 code for a protein of 820 amino acids. Gene Ontology annotation, molecular function: calcium ion binding; D-type glycerophospholipase activity. Gene Ontology annotation, cellular component: plasma membrane. The transcript is spliced from 5 exons. Lineage: Eukaryota; Viridiplantae; Streptophyta; Magnoliopsida; Fabales; Fabaceae.